AUGCAGGGAACCAGGCUGCCUAUUUGCUGCCCCUGCUCAUUCUGCUCCUGUGAACCGGCCGAGGCUGAGAAGGAAAAGGUCCGCCGGGGCCACCCUACUGUGCACAGUGAGACCAAGUACGUGGAGCUGAUCGUGGUCAACGACCACCAGCUGUUUGAGCAGAUGCGCCAGUCGGUGGUCCUCACCAGCAACUUUGCCAAGUCCGUUGUGAACCUGGCAGAUGUGAUGUACAAGGAGCAGCUCAAUACCCGCAUCGUGCUGGUUGCCAUGGAAACGUGGGCCGACGGGGACAAGAUCCAGGUGCAGGAUGACCUCUUGGAGACCUUAGCUCGGCUCAUGGUCUAUCGGCGGGAGGGCCUGCCUGAGCCCAGUGAUGCCACCCAUCUCUUCUCGGGCAGAACUUUCCAGAGCACCAGUAGUGGGGCCGCCUACGUGGGGGGCAUCUGCUCGCUAUCCAGGGGUGGGGGUGUGAAUGAGUAUGACAACAUGGGGGCCAUGGCAGUGACCCUGGCCCAAACGCUGGGACAGAACCUGGGCAUGAUGUGGAAUAAACACCGGAGCUCAGCAGGGGACUGCAAAUGCCCGGACAACUGGCUGGGCUGCAUCAUGGAGGACACUGGAUUCUACCUGCCCCGCAAGUUCUCGCGCUGCAGCAUCGACGAAUACAACCAGUUUCUGCAGGAAGGAGGCGGGAGCUGUCUCUUCAACAAGCCUCUCAAGCUCCUGGACCCGCCUGAGUGUGGAAACGGCUUCGUGGAGGCGGGAGAGGAGUGCGACUGUGGCUCGGUGCAGGAGUGCAGCCGUGCGGGCGGGAAUUGCUGCAAGAAAUGCACCCUGACUCACGACGCCAUGUGCAGCGACGGGCUCUGCUGUCGCCGCUGCAAGUACGAGCCGCGGGGUGUGUCCUGUCGAGAGGCGGUGAACGAGUGCGACAUCGCGGAGACCUGCACCGGGGACUCGAGCCAGUGUCCCCCUAACCUGCACAAGCUGGAUGGUUACUACUGUGAUCACGAACAGGGCCGCUGCUAUGGAGGUCGCUGCAAAACCCGGGACCGGCAGUGCCAAGCCCUUUGGGGCCACGGGGCUGCUGAUCGCUUCUGCUAUGAGAAGCUGAACGUGGAGGGGACAGAGCGUGGGAACUGUGGACGCAAGGGGUCAGGCUGGGUCCAGUGCAAUAAACAGGACGUGCUCUGUGGCUUCCUCCUCUGUGUGAACAUCUCUGGAACUCCUCGACUGGGAGAUCUAGGGGGGGACAUCAACAGUGUCACCUUCUACCACCAGGGCAAGGAGCUGGACUGCAGGGGUGGCCACGUCCAGCUGGCUGACGGCUCCGACCUGAGUUACGUGGAGGAUGGCACAGCCUGUGGGCCCAACAUGCUGUGCCUGGAUCAUCGCUGCCUGCCUGCCUCUGCCUUCAACUUCAGCACUUGCCCCGGCAGCGGGGAACGCCGGAUCUGCUCCCACCACGGAGUCUGCAGCAACGAAGGGAAGUGCAUCUGUCAGCCCGACUGGACAGGAAAAGACUGCAGCAUUCACAACCCCCUGCCCACGUCUCCACCCACAGGGGAGACGGAGAGAUAUAAGGGUCCCAGCGGUACCAACAUCAUCAUCGGCUCCAUCGCGGGGGCUGUCCUGGUUGCAGCCAUCGUCCUGGGCGGCACGGGCUGGGGAUUUAAAAACAUCCGCCGGGGAAGGUACGACCCGACCCAGCAGGGGGCAGUGUGACGCCGGCCACGUCAUCCCUCCCGCUGUGCCUGUCUCCUCCAUCUCAUUCGUCACCUCACAUUCUGUCGAUGGGGGA
Molecule: messenger RNA, 1801 nt
Organism: Lynx canadensis (Canada lynx)
Lineage: Eukaryota; Metazoa; Chordata; Mammalia; Carnivora; Felidae
Gene: ADAM11
Product: ADAM metallopeptidase domain 11
Exons: 20
Coding region: 1-1725 (574 amino acids)
Biological process (GO): proteolysis
Molecular function (GO): metalloendopeptidase activity
Source: RefSeq, a predicted model, not a curated record